Messenger RNA from Miniopterus natalensis, 1480 nucleotides. RefSeq names its product CLIC family member 2 (gene CLIC2). Lineage: Eukaryota; Metazoa; Chordata; Mammalia; Chiroptera; Miniopteridae. The record is from RefSeq and is a predicted model, not a curated record.
AUGGCAGGCCUGAGACCCAACAUUCAAGCAGACCCUGAGAUUGAGCUUUUUGUCAAGGCUGGAAGUGAUGGGGAGAGUAUUGGAAACUGCCCUUUUUGCCAACGCCUUUUCAUGAUCCUCUGGCUUAAAGGAGUUAAAUUCAAUGUGACUACUGUUGACAUGACCAGAAAGCCCGAAGAGCUAAAGGACUUAGCCCCAGGUGCCAAUCCUCCCUUCCUGGUGUUUAACAAGGAAUUGAAAACAGACUUCAUUAAAAUUGAGGAGUUUCUAGAGCAGACACUGGCUCCUCCAAGGUACCCUUGCUUGAGUCCCAAGAACAAGGAGUCCUUUGAUGUGGGCAGUAACCUCUUUGCCAAGUUUUCUGCAUAUAUAAAGAACACACAAAAAGAGGCAAAUAAGAAUUUUGAAAAAUCUCUGCUCAGAGAAUUUAAACGUCUGGAUGACUACUUAAACACCCCACUUCUGGAUGAAAUUGAUCCAGACAGUGCUGAGGAACUCACAGUUUCCAGAAGAUUGUUCUUGGAUGGGGAUCAGCUGACACUGGCUGACUGCAGCUUGUUGCCCAAGCUGAACAUUAUUAAAAUUGCUGCCAAGAAAUACCGUGACUUUGACAUUCCAGCAGAAUUCUCAGGAGUCUGGCGCUAUCUCCACAAUGCUUAUGCCCGUGAAGAAUUUACCCACACGUGUCCUGAAGACAAAGAAAUUGAAAAUUUCUAUGCAAAUGUGCAAGUGUGGCUAAACAGUAGUUAGGACAGCUCUUACAGCAGAAGAAGCUCUCAUAUUAGAAAUGUUUUUGGAAAUAAGAACAUGGAAAAUAUUGUUUUCUCUAUACAACUCUCUUAUAAAAAAACAACGUUGUAUUUUCUGUAUCAGGCGACUGUGUAUUUUAAAUGUCUUUACAUUUUUGCUUAAUUUUCUUUAUUCCCAUGGCAUAACUACUGCAAUUAUAACCACUGAAAUCCUAAAUGAUAUGGAAAGCACCAAGAUCUUUUGCUAUUUGAUUGAAUUCCUAGAAUGCAUCAUACAUAAGCUCAAUAGAUGGCUGAAGUUAUAAAUGACAUAAGUAGAGCCACAAUUUCAAGCUGCUGCUUAGAAAAAUUCCAUCUAAAUCAUUAAAACAAUUUUAAAUUUUUGUUAGUUUCAUGUAUACAUGAGUUUAUUUCUAAUAUGAGUAAUGAAAUCAGAGAGUGAGCAUAUCAGAGAGGCAAAUCCUAAAAGAAUGAUUUUUUUAAAUCAGCUGUAGGAAUUGAUCAAGACCAACUGGUCUUAGAAUGGUCUUCAACACCUAGAAAUAUGACUGCUUCAUAGUCAGAGAUGAGAAUGAACCUUUCUGGCUAGAUUAUAUUGUUAACAAGCAUUCAUUAGAAAAAACAUAAUAAUAAUUUUUAAAAGAUUGGAAGCAAAUAUAUGGCAAAGGUGCAAAGUAAAUCUGAUCUUUUAUUCAACAGAAAUAAAAAGGACACUAAGAAAUCUUACUUAU